AGGUGGCUACUCUUGGCAAAGAAUGCCGCAUUUUUUACGUAAAACUUAGUUUCCGUAAAUGCAACAAGUUAUCCGUGCUGUCCUGCUAGAUAAAAUAAAUAUUUAAGCCAGUCCGACUUGUUUACAACUUAAAGAAGAAAGAUCUGCAUCUGCACCAUGUUGUACACCACCACGAUGCUGUCCUCUCGCGGCGGCCUCAUCGGUUCGCUGAUGAACAAAGUCAGGCAAGUUGUAGUCAAAGAUUGGCCACCUAGUGCUCCACCUCUAGCAAAUGACACCGACCACAGACCAUUCACACCCACUAGGCCCCUCGCAGCUGCCAACAUCAGUAACUCCCCGGCGGCUCAAUCAAAAACACUAGAGGAGCAGGUGGGCCUCCCACCUCGACCCAAGAAACCCUUAACGCCCUACUUCCGAUUCAUGAGGGAACAGCGACCCAAGCUUUUGGCCUCCAAUCCCAAGAUCACCACAAUCGAGGCGGUGCGCCAGCUGUCCAAGAAUUGGUCCGAUGCCGAUGCCCAGUUAAAGGAGCGCCUACAGGCCGAGUUCAAGAAGGACCAGCAGAUCUACCUAGAGCAACGCACUAAGUACGAUGCCACCCUUACCGACGAACAGCGGGCCGAAAUCAAGCAGCUCAAGCAGGACCUCAUAGACGCUAAGGAGCGUCGUCAGUUGCGCAAGCGUGUCAAAGAGUUGGGGCGACCCAAAAAGCCCGCUUCCGCCUUCCUGCGAUUCAUCGCCAGCGAACGUACCAACACUCCGCAAGGAGCCAAGCAAACCUACCGCGAAUGGCAUCAAAAGACCACAGCCAAGUGGACCCGCCUCUCCGACUCCGAGAAGGAUGUCUACUUGCAAGAGUCGCGUAAAGAGAUGGAAAUCUACAGGAAAGCGAUUUCCGUUUGGGAAGAAAAAAUGAUCCGUUUGGGCCACAUCGACGUGGUACGUCACGGCAAUCUUAUCGAUCCACCAGAACCAAAGACCCGCAAGACGCAAUCUGUCAAAGAUAAAUAGUGCUAGCUGCUCGGCCUGUAUUCUGCCAUCACAUAAUUCUUAAUUCAUAAUUCAUUUUAUUUUUUUCGUUUUUCUUCUUUUCAUCGCAAAUUGUUAGGGCUAAUGCAUUAAAGAUUAAAAGCUAGCCCGCCAUAAGUUUAACUUAGAAUCCCUUGUUCCUGCAGUUAGUCUUACGAAAGGUACAAUUAGUAAUUUUUCUGAACUAUGUAAAUAGCUUCAGCAUUAAAUAUAAAGACAGUUUUUGACAAAAUUGUGUAAAAAUGUUUAACUGAUUAGAAAGCAAGAGCAUGUGUCCAUCAAAGUCAAUAAUAAGCUUAAUAUGUAUAUACAUAUAA
Molecule: messenger RNA, 1346 nt
Organism: Drosophila eugracilis
Lineage: Eukaryota; Metazoa; Arthropoda; Insecta; Diptera; Drosophilidae
Gene: TFAM
Product: transcription factor A, mitochondrial
Exons: 2
Coding region: 157-1011 (284 amino acids)
Molecular function (GO): transcription cis-regulatory region binding
Source: RefSeq, a predicted model, not a curated record